This is a messenger RNA of Dermatophagoides farinae (American house dust mite), 519 nucleotides long. RefSeq lists its product as uncharacterized. Lineage: Eukaryota; Metazoa; Arthropoda; Arachnida; Sarcoptiformes; Pyroglyphidae. The record is from RefSeq and is a predicted model, not a curated record.
AUGACACAAGAUGAUCUUCGUCAUCGUAUUGAACAUCAAUCAAAAUUAUCAUCAAUACAACCAAAGGAAAAACUUCAAACAUCAAAUUCGAAUCUAUUCUAUAUUGAAGAAAGUGGUGAUACACAUUCAAUGGUUACACCGAUGGUUGAUUAUGGUCAUCAUCAUAGUUUACAUGAUAGUGGUUAUAAUAUGGCACCGGAAAAAAAACAUUCAAAAUUUUUCUCAGAAGAAAUAAGUUUCGUUGUAGCCGUCGUUACAUUAGCUGUUUUUCUUUGUUUUUUAUCAUCGGUUUUUAUACCUUUAGCUUUUCUAUUUUUCUUCAAUGGUGGUAUACUUCCUUUUGGUGGUGGUCUUAAUAGCUUGUUUCCCAUAACAAAUACGAUCACAGCUGGCGGUGUUGGAUCUAUGGUAAUGGGAAAACGAAGACGAAAACGAUCAUCAUCGACAAAUGAUCGAGAUACAAGUUUAUAUGAUCAAUAUUUUGAUCUUUUUUAUUCAGCAAUGAAAAAAUUUCAAUAA